Messenger RNA from Musa acuminata subsp. malaccensis (wild Malaysian banana), 976 nucleotides. NCBI's taxonomy places the organism in Eukaryota, Viridiplantae, Streptophyta, Magnoliopsida, Zingiberales, Musaceae. The record is from RefSeq and is a predicted model, not a curated record.
GGCGACCUCGGAAGAGCAGGAAGGGACUCAUGAGACGGGGCACCGAGAUUGACAUCUGCAUGCUGCUGAAUGACAGAUUAAUGCCGGUCGGAAGAAGGUCUGCUUCAUAUCUACAAUGGCGUGUUGCUCACCGUUGAGGCCCGCUUCCGCUGUGCCUCCGGUGGACAUCCUCGGGGAAGCCGAAGUCGGCGCCUAACUUUGGGAUCCACUCAUGCGAAGCCAAAACCAGAGAGCGAGGAAGAAGAUGGCAGGUCUGAGCCAAGCAAGCCCAACCGGUUCUCCCACUACAGGCCCUCCCAAGUGGCUCGCUCAUGGCCAUGGCCGUGUCCUCUACCCCCUGUUCACCAUCCUCAACAUCGUCCUCAUACUCCUCCUCUACUACUACCUCUGGCGGAUAUUCUGCAGAAGGUCUCAGCGGUUGAGUGACGCCGCCGCCGCUGCCGCCGCCGCUUCUUCCUCCACCGCCAGCUCUCCCUCGCCCUCCCUGCGCAACGACAGGGUUAACCCUGACGUCUUCUCGUCGCUACCGGACUUCCUCUACUCCGCGUCGGGGGAGGAGAAGCAGGAGUGCGUAGUGUGCUUGUCGGAGUUCAAGGAUGGCGACAAAGGGAGGCUGCUGCCGAUAUGCGGCCAUAGGUUCCACGCCGACUGCAUCGACAUGUGGUUUCGGUCACAGGCCACCUGCCCCAUCUGCCGAUCAGCCGUGGGAAGCAAAGCUCAGGGAUCAGAUGAGGCAGCAUGAUCGAUCCCAUGUUCUUGUACUUGAAACGAGUCGGUGAUUGCUCUUCUAGCUUAGAUCUAUCACGAUGUCCUUCGGACUGUCGUCUUUGAUUCUUACACGCAAUCUUCACCGGAUUACCUUCCAACUCCACUCAUUUCUUGAUCUUGCAACUCAAAUCCCUGUGUCAGAGAUCUACUCGGUACGAUUGAGAGCUUUUAUUUCUCUAAAUGAAUCGACAAAUUGAGAUUGCGGCUA